AUGGAGCAGGAAGCUACUGAAAUUGAGCAAAUAAACUCAGAGAGGUUGGAUCGCAAAAGGAAAUUAGUUGCUGAUCGAGACAGCAUCGAUUUAGAAUUGAGACAGUUAAAGAGAAAAAGAGAAGAUGAGGAGUUGCAUCUGGAGCGUAAAAAGGCGCAGUUGGUUGAUACCAAGAAAAUUUCUAUUGACAAUAGUCAUGAUGCUACUGUGGAUACCUCUGAGCUAGUAGUUGAAAUGAUGCAAGUGAAGGAAGAAAUUGGGAACCAAGAACUAGUUCUGCAGAAAAUUAAUUUGAAACUUACAGAUGCUUUGCAAGAAGAGAAUAAUAGAAGAGCUUCUUACGAGGACUUUAUUGAGUCUGUACAUGCUGAAAUGGGGUCUAUUAGCGAUGCUGAGCGUGAAUUGCAGCUUGUUGAAGAAAAAAUACAUGAUGCUGAGCAGGGGAAGGCUCACUAUGAACGUGUUAUGGAAACAAAGGUUUUAGGUCCUAUUACAACUGCUGAAUCAGAGUUGACACGUCUUCAACAGCUUCAUCAGGAGAAUUUUGAAAAGGCUUCAACAAUUUGUGCCGAGAGUGAAGUGGAAGCUCUUGGGGGUGUUGAUGGAUCCAUAGAACAAUUAAGUGCUCGUAUUAAUAAAUUAAAGCACAAAUUUCAGCAAGAAAGUAGAAGAUAUACUGAAACCAUUGAUGAUCUGAGAGCACUGCAUGACAAAAAGGGACAGAAGAUCUUGAGAAAACAACAAAUGUAUGCAGGUUUUAGGGUCAAAUUAAAUGCAUGUCAAAAGGCACUGGACUUGAGAUGGAAGAAGUUCCAGAGAAAUGCGGGUCUUUUGAAGCGUCAGCUUAUGUGGCUGUUCAACGAGCACCUGGGAAAGAUAGGUAUCAGCAGGCACAUCAAUGUAGAUUAUAAGAAUGAAGUUCUGUCUGUUGAGCUGACAAUGCCUCAAGAUGCGUCUCGUGAUACCAUUAGAGACACUAGAGGACUUUCAGGUGGAGAACGAUCUUUCUCAACCCUUUGCUUCACCUUAUCUCUUCAUGGAAUGACAGAAGCACCAUUUAGGGCCAUGGAUGAGUUUGAUGUAUUCAUGGAUGCGGUGAGCCGCAAAAUAAGCUUAGACACCCUAGUAGAUUUUGCUGUUGCACAAGGAUCUCAAUGGAUAUUUAUAACCCCUCAUGAUAUCAGCAUGGUGAAGGCUGGGGAUAGGAUCAAGAAGCAGCAAAUGGCUGCCCCUCGCGGUUGA
This is a messenger RNA of Miscanthus lutarioriparius, 1242 nucleotides long. Lineage: Eukaryota; Viridiplantae; Streptophyta; Magnoliopsida; Poales; Poaceae. The record is from the annotation of a GenBank genome assembly.